Wickerhamiella sorbophila is the source of this 453-nucleotide messenger RNA. RefSeq lists its product as hypothetical. Bases 1 to 453 code for a protein of 150 amino acids. The record is from RefSeq and is a predicted model, not a curated record. NCBI's taxonomy places the organism in Eukaryota, Fungi, Ascomycota, Dipodascomycetes, Dipodascales, Trichomonascaceae. The transcript has a single exon.
AUGUUUCGCUUGGCUACCUGGGUUCCAAUCACUCUGGGAGGCGCAAUUGGCACCUCAAUGUAUGCCCAGACCCGUACUAAAAUUCUGAAUGAUGUUGUCUAUUCUACCCCAGAUAUCCAGCCUGUCCACCGUCUCGGCGUAACUAACACCGGGAGGGGGUUGGCCCGGUUCAAUGGUAAGCUAGACUACCACCAGUUGAGCUACGGUUCGUUUGGUGGCAUGGUUGCAGGUUAUCUUUUUGGCAAGAUUAGUCGCGUCCUGGUUGCGCUGGUAGUGGGCAGUGUUUUGACAGUUGAGUUCUUGCAAUACCAGGGCCAUGUCGAUUUGACCCCCUGGACUAAUCAAAUCUAUCGAUGGUCCGUGAACAAAAUUCAAGAUGGCAUCGCAAUUGACGAUCCAAGUUUCAAAGUUGGCUUCGGAGCAGCCUUCCUGGUCGCAGCUAUGAAUGCCUAA